This is a messenger RNA of Gongylonema pulchrum, 684 nucleotides long. The record is from the annotation of a GenBank genome assembly. NCBI's taxonomy places the organism in Eukaryota, Metazoa, Nematoda, Chromadorea, Rhabditida, Gongylonematidae.
GUGACAAAUCCAUCCUAUAAUUGGGUUCCGAUGAUGCAAAAAGCAGUAAAUACAAUAUUUUACGUAGCCGCAAAGCCGUCGCUUUGCUGCCGUCUUAUUGCCAGUGGCUUGGUGCAUGAAAUGAAGCGUUGUCUUGCGCAAUAUUUUCUUGCGAAACGAGAAAUUGAAGGAAUUGAACCGAUCAACUUCGACAAAGAAACAUUCAAAGACUGCAGCGAAGCGGAAGAUGAAGAUCAGCCGGAUGAUGAACCGCCAGCAGCCGGGCUUGUGAGUGAGAGCUGCCUGGUGAAAAUGAAGGAGGAGGUGAUGGAUUUGCUGAAUAAGGAUAAAGAGCAGUGCAUGACUGUUUGGGAAACAGUGGCCGAAAGAGUAUGCGCAUUUGCAGGACAGGUUGCUCUAAAGACACUGAUUCAUAUCGAUGUUUCGUUUGUUCUUGAAAUGAAGAGGAAAAACGAGCUGCUGCAUAUCAUCAAAUCGCUUAGUGAUGAAGAUCGUGCAAAGCUGGAAGGUGUUAAUUAUAUCGAAGAAUUCCCGACAACACGAGAACCAACAACGCUGGAAGCUGAAUCAAUGGAACGGCAGGGAUUCUUCGAAGUGAACGAACAAGAAGAAGGCGAUCGUUUGGGCCUAACAGGUCUGGUUUUCCAUUUCACAAAAUUUGCAGCUUGCGUUUUUAUUCGUUAA